This is a messenger RNA of Sphaeroforma arctica JP610, 3670 nucleotides long. RefSeq lists its product as hypothetical. Lineage: Eukaryota; Ichthyosporea; Ichthyophonida. The annotation marks the transcript as partial. The record is from RefSeq and is a predicted model, not a curated record. The transcript is spliced from 7 exons.
CGUGUCGAUACCCUCAUUGAACCAGCAACUUGACAUCCCUUUACUUGGCUCUGAUACUGGAGAAGCCAGUGCAUCCACUACGGGUACAAAUCUAAAUAUAGAUACAGGUCGGGUACCUAGCACGGACCCUACUCUUCCAACGCAAAGCGGUACGUAUACCGGUAUGCCAUCGCAGGAGUCUGCGCCUGCGGUUUCUAGUGAUGCUAUUGGUCAGGAUUUAGAAUCAGUUGAUUCUAUUGGACCAGCCAAAGAGGUGAGCCCAACUGGGGCAAAUCUUACUAGUUUGUCACUGAGCCCCCACGCAUCUGAUGGGUCGCCUAUGCACUGUGGACUGAGGAAGGACGUGCGUGUUGGAGAUGCUGAUAGUAGCACGGUAAGUUCAAUCGCGAAUAUGCCACAAUACACAAGCGCACAAUCGGAUAUGAACACAUCACACGGCACACAUCCUGAAACACAAACAUCAACGCAUAUGGCUAUCGAUGGAGAUGGUAAGGACGUGUCUGAAUCCAAUCGAUCAUUAGGCGUUGGGAGCAGCGGUUCAGUACACGCGACUGCACCUGGGGCAGAGAAAAAGGGCUUGCAUGGGCAGAUUGACAACCUUGGAGCCACUCAGGUGCAGGCUAGGAAUAGUACACUGAAUGCAAUGGUUUCUAAAGCAAAUGAUAUGGAGCACACAUCAAAUGAAACUCAAGGCCCGCCUAUACCGGCUGUACAGGACAAUCAGGAUAACUUAACGAAGCCUUCACUAGAGUACAGCUCCGAUACAAAGGGCGACAACGCAGCUGAGACGACAGAUGCAGGUAUGGGUGACGUGAAGGGUGUGGCUAAUGAGACGAGAAUGUAUUGUUUGCGUAACGAUACGGAGGAUAAACCUGGUUUAACACCAGGAAAGUCAGGAGGGGCGUCUGAUUCAGCUACCGAUACAUCACGUGCUACGCUUACGAAAGUCGAUACGGACGAGGAUAAUGCGGGCACUGACACUGGCGCGAAAGUGCCAAAGCUAAAAUCACUAAUUACAACUCAAGGUUCUCAACAAAACACUUCGGACGAAGUUGCGAGUUUAACCGUUUCACAGACGCUUGCUACACAAGCACCUACACAUACGACACACGCGACAGAUAUCGGAACUGUGCAAGCGCAGAAGGACGUUGCACUUGCCGGGCAAGCGAAGGACAAAGCUGCUACAAGUACGGUUUCACAUACGCAUAUAGAUACACUGCCAGACAACGAUGCACAGACGCAGCUACAGAGGGGAAGUGACCUCGAAAUUGCGGGAGGUAAGAGUGAAAGUACCGAAACACUGGUACACGUACAGCCACAAGGGGACAACACAGUCAAUGUAUCUAGUGUAGGCGAUAGUGGUGAACAAGGUGAUGUCAUGGCAACAACAACGGUAACGGCUGUGACCGAUAGUGGUGGUGGAUCAGAAGGUGUGAGCACAGAUACAACCAUCGCCAAAGGUCAGGUUACAGACCACCCCAUAGACAACAGUGUUCUUGGCAAGUCUGAAGGUACAAACACCAACGCAAACGCGAAUAUGAGCUUUGAGCGGCUGUUGGGUGCUGACAAGAUACAGGGUGGAUCAGCUGAGCCUUUUGAUGGUGAAAUUGAGCGCCGCUUGGAAGGUGAUACUGGUCUUGUAGGGAAUCACAGUACUACGCCUGGAAGUUUCGCUGGUGUGGGCACACCAGCAUCCGAACACAUGGCUUUAGAUAAGAAGGAACUACAACAUGCUAAAUCUCAAGUAACCUCAGAUGUGCAACAUCAAGGUUACUCACAGCUAUCAAAUAUCGCAAAGCAACAAGCUGACAUCCAGGCUAUAGCUGGUAUGCCAUUGACCUCAACUGGUGUUGGGAAUCAUAGCGUACAAAUUCAGGAGAAAGCCGCGAACAGUACUUCCUCUGUUGUGGGAGUUACACGGACAGAGGGCUCUGUGGUGAAAAUGGAAGCUGAGCAAUCGGACUAUAUGGAGCUGGGAGUGUCUAAACCCGGAUCGAUACCGGUACACAAGAGCAACACUGAUGUGCGGGCAACAGGUGAGACCGUGAAAAGUGUUGAACAUAUGGGGUUGGAUAAUAUUUCAGGGGAGAGUGGUGUGGACGUCAAAAAGCCGGUUGUCAUGACAGCAGGAGUAGGGAGUAAGGGAUUCGGUGAAAGUGCAGAAUAUGUUGUGAAGGCAGAUAAGGAGGGUGCCAGAAUUGGAGUGACAAGCACGCAAUCUACGGUGAAGCAAUUGGAUCAGGGAGUACCACAGCAAGGACCCGACACACAAAAACUGGAGGACAACACGAACCAAACACACUCAGAACCUCACACAGGCAAACCAAUACAACCACAAACAGCAGCAGAACCACAAGCCCCAAUAUCAACAGAUGUUGUUGUGCCCAAGUCAGAGGCACAGCCUAGGCAUGCGAAACCGCAAGGAGAUGAGAAAGAACUUGAAACUGGUCAAACUAAGCCAGUACCACAACCAAAUACAGUGCCACAUACACAGAUAAACAUACGACACUCUACGACAGUACCAACGCAGACCGCGGUGCGCCAAGACACACAGCCACACGCACAUACUUGGGCGGAUGUUAAGCCGGAGACGCACACACCGUCCACCAGCGGUGUUGUGCCAGCAUCAACAGAGAACAAAGCCCUAAUAGUUCAACAAAAACAACAACAACAACAACAACAACAACAACAGACACACACUACAGAUGCCACGCCAGCAACUACCUCUGAGAUCAAAGUAGAGGGUGCGGUAGCUGCUACACUGAAGAGUACCGAUGUGAAGGCCCCUAUUAAGACUCAUGUGAAUAAUGAUUUGGAGCUGGGAGUGGUGGGGGUGCGGCAGUUGUUCGAUACCAUGAAUGCCAUGCAGAGAAAGGGUCUGGAUCAGAGCCAGCCCGAGGCAUAUACAGUGCUACUGCGGCUACUGCGAGAUCGGUUAUCGCACAGUUUUGACACCUCCAACACUGAAUGGACACCCACCAUCAAUUGGGAGCACGUGCGCAACUACCAGUCGGCUGUGGCCAAGGUCAAGAUGGACCAGCGGGCGCCGGAUUUGAAGGAGAAACAGUCACGUACCAGUCAACUCUGCGAAGCCUAUAAGUGUGCACAAGGUGAUACAGACAUCCCAGCUGAACUUCUGCUGCAAGUUGAAGGUGUGAAUCCUGGAGCGAGUGGCAUGGGCAUGGCGAACGGCAAUGACCUCUCCCUGCAGCAUCGGCAUCCGACAAUACCCACACUGGUGAACAGUGGAUGGCUAGAUAAGCUGGUGGGGCCUAGCGAGUACUCCAAGGCUGGGAGAUUGGCCCAGACACAGACGGGAACGCUUCAGACCGAGAACGGCUCGCGCUCAACAACCCCCGUAUUGCCCACGCCGCCGGUACUGACGCCUGUUGAACUACAGAAGCACCACAUAAAACGAAGGGAAAUCAAGCACAACACACCCAAGUUCCCUAUUUCCACCGAGACACUCCGGAAGGAGUGGCUAUAUGUUGUCAACACGCGUAUAGAGCAAACAAUGCAGAACAUUGGAGUAGAGCCGUACGAUUUCCCAACACUGAAAGAUGAGCUAACUAUGGCGGAAAUUGCUAACAUCUCACAAGAAAGCAAGGACAAAAUCGGCCCUUUUGCCAGGGCAUUGAGUCGGAAACCGACUGUUCUACCUACAGCGUAA